This is a messenger RNA of Morus notabilis, 1285 nucleotides long. RefSeq names its product psbP domain-containing protein 4, chloroplastic. NCBI's taxonomy places the organism in Eukaryota, Viridiplantae, Streptophyta, Magnoliopsida, Rosales, Moraceae. Gene Ontology annotation, biological process: photosynthesis. Gene Ontology annotation, molecular function: calcium ion binding. Gene Ontology annotation, cellular component: photosystem II oxygen evolving complex; extrinsic component of membrane; photosystem II. The transcript is spliced from 5 exons. The record is from RefSeq and is a predicted model, not a curated record. The coding region runs from base 219 to 1064 and encodes 281 amino acids.
GAAAUAAUAAAAUAAAAAAGUUUUAUGACACCUAAAGCAGUGAGAACCUCAUCUUUCCCCAACUGAAAAAUUAUGUUUUAGUUCAUCACAAACUCAUAAGCACUUGCAAUUCUCGAGACAAAAAGCAAGCUUUUGGCUACUAAUUAAGUAACCAUUAUUGUUCCUCUUAUCUCCUCUAAAACAAGGUUCUUUUUUUUUUUUUUGAAGUGGUGGAGAAAAUGGGAGCAGUGAACUUGUUCCCAAGCUGCAGUUUCUCAAUCUCUUGGACCUAUCAUCACAAGCACAAAAUGAUUUCUUCAUGCUUAAUGGAAAAUGAGGUCUCAAGAGCAAAAGUUGUUGCAAGAAAUUCUAGAGAAAAUAGUAGUAUUGGUUUCCAUGAUGGAGAAGAUGAGAAACUGUGUGUGGUGUUGAAGAGAAGGUCAGUUUUGUUAAGUGGUGUUUCUUUACUUGCUUCUUCUGCAGCAGUUGCGGGCUUCCCAAGUGAAGGCUUGGCUGUGGUCAAACAAGGUCUUCUAGCUGGGAGAAUUCCUGGUCUCUCUGAACCAGAUGAACAAGGUUGGAGGACAUACCGAAGACCGGAUGAGAAGUCUGGAGGGCAUGGAGUUGGAUGGAGUCCUAUCAUCCCUUAUUCCUUUUCGGUACCUCAAGAUUGGGAAGAGGUUCCUGUAUCAAUAGCAGACCUAGGUGGCACAGAGAUUGAUUUAAGAUUUGGUAGCGCCAAAGAAGGACGCUUGUUUGUUAUUGUUGCUCCUGUUCUCAGAUUUGCAGAUAAUCUUGGUGAUGAUGCCAAGAUAGAACAAAUUGGACCUCCAGAGAAAGUGAUCAAUGCAUUUGGACCAGAAGUGAUUGGCGAGAAUGUUGAAGGGAAGGUUGUUAGCAUGAGCGUGGCAGAACACUCGGGAAGAAAGUACUACCAGUUCGAGUUGGAGCCACCUCAUGUUCUCAUAACAGCAACUGCAGCCGGGAAUCGCCUUUACAUGUUUAACGUUACCGGAAGUGGUCUACAAUGGAAGAGACACUACAAAGAUUUAAAAAGGAUAGCUGACUCUUUUCGCGUUGUCUGAUUGAGACACUUGUAAAGUGAUGAUACAAGCACAAAUACGAGCCUUUUUUGUUGUUGUAUCAAAAGAGUAAAGACUAGGCAUUUAAACUUUGAGGGUAACUUUCAAUGAGAUGAGUGUUUGACAAGUUGGUUAAGCACUCAACUAAUGUUCUGUUCAUGCUGUUAUCACAUACCAGUAUCCAUUUUGCUGUGCAAGGUAUUCAACUUAGAGAGGAGACCAAU